AUGUUAAGUAUGCGUUGGAACCAGUCUCUUGCCGCUCCCCUGAACACCAUCUCGCCUAACACUGACGACGCUAACAACCCACGAAAAAGGCAGCGGACCGCUUGCGAUAGAUGCAAAAGUAGAAAACAAAAGUGUGAUAAUGCAUAUCCGCAAUGCUCUAACUGCGCCAAGGCAGGCAAGGCUUGCAACAAACCACCAGAAAUGGAGAGUCUGAGCGGUUCAUACACUCGUGCCCUCGAGGAUCAGGUUGCUUACCUUGAACAACGCCUCAUGGUUAUGGAGAAUCAGCAAACGCGUGCUGUGCCGACACCGACCACGGACAAUUUGCCGUCUCCUGUCAAUGCCGAACAUCCAUUGACUCCAGGUAUUGACACCGACGAAGUCAACGAUACUCGACGAGUUGGAACUUCUUUGCGACAAGAGCCCAAUGUUGCGGACGUCGUAGGCUUGUUAUCUCUCGGCAACGGCACUGAAUAUGUUGGCUCAUCAUCGGGCUAUGCACUGGCGACCGAUCUUGGACGUUUGGUGCGAGCGACAGUAUGGAACAAAGCUUUAUGGGUGCCCACACCUCCCAGUCCUGAAUCCGAGAGGCGCAAUUCAAACUCUGAUACCAGGAAGAUUACUCUGCAAGAGCUACAACAACCUGCCAAGCCAGUUUCUGAUGCCUUGGGCACGCGCUUAAUUACCACAUAUCUUGUCCGCAUUCACCCAAGAUUUCCAUUCUUAUUUCCGCCAGACCUUUGGGAGAUCCACCGUCGUCAAAGUCCUUGUCAAGCACCCCACGGAGUGUCCGAAUUUUUGAACAGCUUUGCUUGUCCAGCAUAUAACGAAGAUGGAUUUGCUCUCUUCGUGCUAAACUUGGUAUACUCUAUAGGUGCACUGAAUUUGCGCCUUACAGAUCAGAGUUACAGAGAUGUGGCACCAGAGCAGUUCUACAUCUCUGCGAUGCAACACGUCGCGAGCGUAAGAGAAGCAUCGCCACUCGACAAUUUGCAAGCGUUGGUGCUUCUGAUCCUGUACCAUCUACGCUCAGAGUCACGCAACGGCCUUUGGCAUCUGACAGGCUUAGCUAUGCGGACAGUAACAGAUAUUGGUCUACACCGCGAGGCAUCGACCCGGAAAUCGCCUCCAUUACAAACCCAGCUUCAACGUCGCCUAUUCUGGUCUGUGUGUGCUCUCGAGAGCAUCCUUGCUGGUGCUUUAGGGAGGCCGAUAAGUCUGUCUGACUGCGACAUCGAUCAGCCAUUGCCAUUGAGUAUCGACGAUAGCGAUUAUAUGCAACGAGUCAAUACGGAUGUUAUGCCUGGUCCCUUGAUGCCCGGGCAAGAGGCAUAUCCACCUACAAAUCUGACUCAAUUCAUUCUGCUAUCGCAGCUUCGGACCUUUGAAGCUCGCAUACAACGCACGAUUUACAGGGUAGAUCGAACGAUAAGCGCCUUACAACCAAAGAUGCAUUGCCUGAUAUCAGAUCUUGAUGUAUGGCGGGAGAAUAUGCUUCCAGCUCUACAGCCCAGUGAACACGAGCGUCUGAUGCUGCACUUCCACCGCGAUGUUAGGCUUCUUCUGCAACCAUUCCUAUCCACACUAGAGCAGAGCUCAGAGCUCUUCCGCAGAUGUGUGGAUUCUGCUGGACAGGUCUGUCAGAUCCACAAACGACUGCAUCAAACCCCCGAGUACGGACAUAGUUUCGUCGCAGUUCACACUGUGUUCGUCUCGGGAAUCACUCUCCUCUAUGCGCUUUGGAAAGGAGGCAACUGGACUUUCAGCAUCAGCAACGAUAUCCGUGCAGCUAGCUGUGUUCUGGCAAUCAUGGGCGAGCGUGCGCCCUGGAUCAGACGGUUUCGUGAUGAGUUUGAUGCUUUGACAGAAGCGACUAUGACUGCUUUGCAAAAUGCGAGUUGUGAGACUGGUGUUGAGAACAGGAAUGGAACAGCACCUGCACCCGAUUUCACUACUUUUGAUGGCUUGGAAAUGACGGACGCUGCAGCAUUGGAGAUGGUUAGAGAACUAUCGCAGUGGUUUCAAUCGUAG
Molecule: messenger RNA, 2031 nt
Organism: Aureobasidium namibiae CBS 147.97
Lineage: Eukaryota; Fungi; Ascomycota; Dothideomycetes; Dothideales; Saccotheciaceae
Exons: 3
Coding region: 1-2031 (676 amino acids)
Biological process (GO): DNA-templated transcription; positive regulation of transcription by RNA polymerase II
Molecular function (GO): zinc ion binding; sequence-specific DNA binding; DNA-binding transcription factor activity, RNA polymerase II-specific
Source: RefSeq, a predicted model, not a curated record